Molecule: messenger RNA, 1584 nt
Organism: Octodon degus (degu)
Lineage: Eukaryota; Metazoa; Chordata; Mammalia; Rodentia; Octodontidae
Gene: Tmem125
Product: transmembrane protein 125
Exons: 3
Coding region: 281-928 (215 amino acids)
Source: RefSeq, a predicted model, not a curated record
GCACCCAGAGCCACACACCUAGGGAGGGACAGGCUCACCUGCAUGCAGGUUAGGCAGGUGAAACAUCUCCCCGGGAAACGAGCAAGAGCACCCCACCUUCUGGGCCCCUUCCGCUCAAAUCGGAUCCAGCACAUUCUCGUAAUGGUGACCUCUGCCUGGGCUAACAGGAAUGAGACUCUGGGCCUGCAGCUGACAAGCAGGAAGUGGAGGCACCAGGUCAUGGUCUGCACCCUCUGACCCCUGACACUGGCCUUCUGCCCUGACCCUGCCUGAUCAAGCCAUGUCUGAACCCACCCAAGCCCCUACCGGCCAGGAGCUGCCCCCAGACAUGCUGGCAGAACAGGUGGAGCUUUGGUGGUCCCAGCAGCCACGGCGCUCCUUGCUGUGCUUCACCAUAGCUGUGGGCCUUGUGGCAGGCUGUGGGGCCGGUGGUGUGGCACUGCUGUCCUCCACCAGUAGCCGCUCUGGUGAGUGGCGCCUAGCAACGGGCACCGUGCUCUGCCUGCUGGCCCUGCUGGUUCUGGUGAAGCAGCUAAUGAGCUCAGCUGUACAGGACAUGAACUGCAUACGCCAAGCCCACCAUGUGGCCCUGCUGCGCAGUGGUGGAGGGGCCGAUGCCCUGGUGGUGCUGCUCAGUGGCCUGGUGCUGCUGGUCACUGGCCUGACCUUGGCUGGGCUGGCUGCUGCCCCUGCUCCUGCUCGGCCCCUGGCUGCCAUGCUAUCUGUGGGCAUUGCCCUGGCUGCCUUGGGCUCCCUCCUGCUGCUGGGCUUGCUGCUGUAUCAAGUAUUUGUGAGCGGACACUGCCCUCCCACCCAUGGGGCAGCCCCUGCCACCCACAGGGGCACUAGCAACAUCUUCAACAUCUCAGGGCAGUUGUCUGCUGGCCAGCGUCACGAGACCACAUCCAGCAUCGCCAGCCUCAUCUGACCACCAGAGCCCUCCUUCACAUACCUGCCUCAGUGUUCCCCGACCUGCUUCAGGGCAUGCAUCUGUAUAUGUGUGUGUGAGAGCAUUUGUGUGAGUGUGUGUGUGUGUGUGUGUGUGUGUGUGUGUGUGUGUGUCCCAGGGCCUUCUGUGCAUGUCGGCCCUCCCAUGGGAUUGUGUCGUCCAGAGCCCUGGUGUACCCACAUAUCCAUAGCACAGGGAGUGUGCCUUCUAAGAACCUCAUGUUUGUGUUCAUGGACUGUCCCUCUGCCUGUCUAGGGUCUCUCUCCAGGCAGAGAAAGGCUUAUGGUCCCUGAAGAGUCUCGACUCCUAUUUCCAACACCCCUCAUCUCUAGUGUGCCUGUGACACCUGGCAGGGAUUUCCACAGGGAUUGCCUUUUGCCCACCCGGGACUGCACAGUGACUGUUUGUCAAGAAGAGCUGUGCAUGCAAAGGAGAGGGAACACGGGCUCCAGAUGCGGACUCACCUGGACGGGAACCCUGCCUGGAACACAAUAGCAGGGCGACACGAGCAAGAGAUUUAGUCUUGCUAGGCUCAGCUUCUCAAGGUUCAGGUUGCUGUCAACUAUGAGGAAUAAAUGUCAUCAUGAAAGGAAGCCCUGGCUCAUAACAGACGUGCAAUAAAAUGGAGGAUGCUA